Molecule: messenger RNA, 4624 nt
Organism: Seriola aureovittata
Lineage: Eukaryota; Metazoa; Chordata; Actinopteri; Carangiformes; Carangidae
Gene: morc2
Product: MORC family CW-type zinc finger 2
Exons: 29
Coding region: 268-3462 (1064 amino acids)
Cellular component (GO): nucleus
Molecular function (GO): zinc ion binding
Source: RefSeq, a predicted model, not a curated record
CCAGAGGCGGGAUUUCAGCAGACGAGAGGACUGGGUAGUUGGAUUCUACACGGCCUGGCGGACUGUUUCAUGUCAGGAAAAAGGAAACGAAAACGUUACAAAAUUAUACAUUCCUCAUUGUACGGAUUAUUACACUAGCGCGGAGCCACUACUGAGUCGCCGUCUUGUGAGAACGGUUUGCAAAGAUGAAACCUCUGGACUAGAGCUUGGUUCAUCAGGAAAAAGACAGGAGACCAGGAAGGAAACAGGAAAUAAUUGUGAGUGGCCAUGGCCUACUCCAGCUACAGCAACCUGAGCAGGGCUCAGCUUACCUUUGAGUACCUGCACACAAAUUCGACAACCCACGAGUUCUUAUUUGGAGCCUUGGCAGAACUUGUGGACAAUUCAAGAGAUGCUAAUGCCACACGAAUAGACAUCUACACAGAAAAAAGACCUGAGCUGCGGGGCGGCUACAUGCUCUGUUUUCUGGAUGAUGGUAUUGGAAUGGACCCGAAUGAGGCAACCCAUGUGAUUCAGUUUGGAAAGUCCAGCAAACGGUCACCUGAGUCCACUCAGAUCGGCCAGUAUGGAAAUGGACUCAAAUCUGGCUCUAUGCGUAUUGGCAAAGACUUCAUCUUGUUCACAAAAAAAGGCAAUGCGCUGACUUGCCUUUUCCUGUCGAGGACUUUCCAUGAAGAAGAAGGGCUGGAUGAGGUGAUAGUGCCCCUCCCCUCCUGGGAUCUGAAGACCAAGGAGCCGCUGACCUCUGAUCCGGAGAAGUAUGCCAUAGAGACCGAGCUGAUCUUCAAAUACUCACCUUUCAAAAAUGAACAGCAGCUGAUGGAGCAGUUCAACAAAAUAGAAAGCAGCAGUGGUACUCUUGUGAUCAUCUAUAAUCUGAAGCUGAUGGACAGCAGAGAACCAGAGCUGGAUGUAGAGACAGAUCACCAAGACAUAUUGAUGGCUGGUACACCUGUUGAAGGAGUGAAGCCAGAGCGGAGGUCAUUCAGGGCGUAUGCUGCUGUUUUGUACAUCGACCCACGCAUGAGGAUUUUUAUCCAGGGACAUAAAGUCAGGACUAAAAGACUGUCCUGCUGUCUUUAUAAACCAAGGGUUUAUAAAUACUCAUCGACUCGUUUUAAAACUCGUGCUGAGCAAGAAGUCAAGAAAGCAGAUCAUCUCGCUAAGAUAGCGGAGGAGAAAGCCAGAGAGGCGGAGAGUAAGCGCCUGGCCCUAGAGGCCAGAUUAGGAGAGGACGUGUCAAAAGAUUCACGGGCAAUUCUGAGGAAGGUUCAGGAUUCAGCCAUGAUGCUUCAGCGUGAUGCUGACAUGAAGAAAAGGAUUCUUGAAGCCAAACAGAAAGCAUUAAAGGAGCCCAAGGAGUUGAAUUUUAUAUUUGGAGUAAACAUUGAACAGAGGGACUUGGACGGGAUGUUUGUGUACAACUGUUCUCGUCUCAUCAAGAUGUACGAGAAGACCGGACCACAACUGGAGGGAGGCAUGGCUUGCGGAGGUGUGGUUGGAGUAGUGGACGUCCCAUAUUUAGUUCUAGAGCCCACUCACAACAAACAGGACUUUGCAGAUGCUAAGGAGUAUCGACAUUUACUGAAAUCCAUGGGGGAACAUCUAGCUCAGUACUGGAAGGACAGUAACAUUGGUGGCAUGAGCAAGUCAGACAUCAAGAGAGGGAGAGACAGGGAUAGAGUAAUGUUUGAGCCAGAGCAGAAGUCCCAGAAAGGCAUAGUGAAGUUCUGGGAUGAGUUUGGAUAUCUGUCUGCCAGCUGGUCUGCACCCCCAUCAUCAGAGACAAGAUACAAGAGACGUCGGGCCAUGGAGAUACCACUUACUAUUCAGUGUGAUAAAUGUUUAAAGUGGAGAACGCUACCUUUCCAGAUGGAUGCUGUGGACAAACGCUACCCAGACAGUUGGGUGUGUCUCAUGAACCCUGACAGCACUCAGGACAGGUGUGAUGCUCCAGAACAAAAACAGAAUUUGCCAUGUGGUAUUCUAAAAAAAGACAAGUUGUCGACUGAAGACAAACAGAAAGAGCUGGCAGAGAAAAUAAAACACCAGCAGGAGAAACUAGAGGCCUUGCAGAAAACCAGCACGAUCAAAUCUGCAGCAGAUGUAAAGAAGCUACCACUGGAAGUCAGCAUGAAACCAACAGAGAGCUCCUCUCAGGCAACUAGAUCUUCAGAGAGGACCAUAACAAGGCCCCGCUCUCCACCACUCCCAGCUCACCUCAAAAAUGCCCCAAGUACCCCUCCAUCUCGUGCCGCUUCUCAGCGGCCCUCCCGGACACCUGCUGCUCCUCCACCACCAUCCAAAGUUGAACCAUCCAGGUCUAGAGCUGCAGCAAAGCCUCCUCCACCUCCAGCAAAACCCUCACCCAAAACUACUGCCAAAACACCUCCACCCAGCCGCAGCUCACGGAUAAAUGCCAAAGCAUCAUCUGCUGGACAACGCAAGAGAAUUAUAGAGCAGGAGGACAGUGAGGAAGAGGAGGAGGAGGAAGAGGAGGAGGAGGAGGAAGAAGAGGAAGAGAGUGAAGAGGAAGAACCACAGACAAAGAAAUCCAAGAUGGCUUCAGCAGCUGGUAACUCUGGGAAAGUGGUAGAGAAGGCCCCACCUCCCAAACGUGGCAAGUUGGACGAGGUUAAAACACACUCCCAGGCUGAGAAGAAAGGGGUGUCUACUCCUACACGGCAGACACCAGCCUCUGUCCCUAAAUCCAUUACUACACAACAGCAUGGGGCUAAAGCCAAGACACCUGAGAAGGCUCCACAGCAGGAACCAGAGAAUGACACUAAAAAUGCUCAGAAAGAUAAGGGUCUUCUAGUUGAAGUUCGUGUCAAUAAGGAGUGGUACACAGGCAAAGUCAUUGCUGUGGAGGCAAAUAAACAGAGUGUCCGCUGGAAAGUGAAGUUUGACUAUGUACCUCGAUCCACCCCUAAAGACCGAUGGGUGUUCAAGGGUAGUGAUGAAGUUCGGUUGAUGCGGCCACCAUCUCCAAUCUCUCAGACACCUGACACCCAACAGGAGACAGAGAGGGGGCUGGCACCCAUGGAGCCAGACACUACUCAGCCAGGAACCAGUCGAGAGGUGACAGACAGCCUGGUCACCAUGUUGAGGACAAUGCUGCGUUACUUCUUCCCUCCUGCUUUUCGGAUUCCAAAGGAUGAUGUUAACAGCAUGACGGCUGAGGAGUUAGUGGCCUUUCCCUUGAAAGAAUAUUUCCAGCAAUAUGAAUCUGGUCUCCAGUCAUUGUGUAACUCAUACCAGAGCAGAGCUGAUGCCAGGGCCAAAGCUGUGGAAGAGAAGAACAACAGCACUGAGGUAAAACUGAAGGAGGCAGACGAGAAACUCCAGAAACUACGAACAAACAUUGUAGCACUUCUGCAGAAAGUACAAGAGGACAUUGACAUAAACACAGAUGACGAGCUUGACGCCUACAUAGAGGACCUCCUUACCAAGGGUGAUUAAAGAAGACAGAAAAGAAAAAUAUAAAAGAGAAGACAUGCACAUAAACAGACUGGCAGUUUUCAUUCCAGCCAUUACUUGCUGAUGGCCCUCUGAGGACUAAUGCUUAUGUGCAGUGUUGGCUGUGAAUAUUUAGGAAUAUUUUCAUUGUUGAUCCUUCCAUAUGUUAAAUCAGAUUGUCAUAAGUUUGAUCUUUGAUUUUGAUCGUUCCAGCGGUUAGGCAGCACCAACAUAAUCUUUGAGUUUGGGCAAGUUCUUUGGUGUUUCUACAUUGUCUGAUAGCCCUCUGGCCUGUGGUUUUCUUUUUAGUCUUUUUUAUAUUAUUCCUUAUAUACUGUAUGUUAAGCUAUGUUUAAGCCAUCCUGUCCUGAUUGACCUUUGAAAUGAUUUGUGUAGGUUUAAUAGAAUUUAAGCUCCAUUUAUAUAGUCAACUAAUUCUGUGACAAACUGCAGACUACAUUUGUUCCAGACUAUAUUUGUUUUGAUCCAUCAUUGGGUGAGAAUUGGAAGUGAAUCAAGACUUGGGUUUGACUGGGCUGUGCUCUGCACUGUAACCUUUACUUAAACAUUAACUUUUAAUUUUGUACACUAACAACACAUCAGUGUUGCCCAUUACCUUCCUCCAUCCUGGUCUGUCUAUCAAGCAAACCAGAUAAAUCUUUUAAGGUUGGGUGAUGUACCACACCCACAAACAAUAACUACUUACUGGGUUUUAUCAGUAUGAGUAUUCCCUUAAAUCCCUCCUGCAUUUGAUCUAUGACUGUUCUGUGUUUAUUUUUGGAAAAAAAAAAUCUCACUUUAAUGCAAAGGUUGUGUGUUCAUAAUUAUUCAGUGCCUGUGUUCUUCCUUUUGAACAGAUUUUUAACAUGUCAUGGAAAUGUUUUAUUAAACAGUGCAUGCUUUCAGUCUUUUUGUUCUGGUUGGAACAAAGGAUUCUGUAUUUUUGACAAAUCUUUACUUAAAACAAUAAAACAGGCUCAGCAACACCUAUGAUGCAUGUAUGUCUGUUAUGUUUAUGUCUAUUUGCUAAAUAACAGAAUGUUGGUUGUGGGAAAUUAACAUUAACAUGAAUGUUAAAAAUGAAGUGAUUAAGUGUUAGUCUCAAAAACUUUCUUUUAAGGUUUCUGUCACUGUCCCACUGAAAUAAAGGUAAAUGGAAAUUUAA